Molecule: messenger RNA, 874 nt
Organism: Solanum pennellii
Lineage: Eukaryota; Viridiplantae; Streptophyta; Magnoliopsida; Solanales; Solanaceae
Product: vacuolar iron transporter homolog 4-like
Exons: 1
Coding region: 58-711 (217 amino acids)
Biological process (GO): intracellular manganese ion homeostasis
Cellular component (GO): membrane
Molecular function (GO): manganese ion transmembrane transporter activity; iron ion transmembrane transporter activity
Source: RefSeq, a predicted model, not a curated record
AAGAAGUCCUAAUUAACAGAUCAUCCUUUUUCUAAACAAUUCCUUAGAACAUUAUUCAUGGCUGCUCAAAACCAUGUUCAACUCACUGUCAUUAAAGAAAAUGAUAACCAGAACCGAAACCAAGUACCUGAAGAAGACACUGACUACUUCCAAAGGGCACAAUGGCUUCGAGCUGCUACCUUAGGAGCCACUGAUGGAUUGGUUACAACUGCAUCUUUGAUGAUGGGUGUUGGAGCUGUCAAGAAGGACGUUGAUGCCAUGAUCCUAAUCGGCUUUGCAGCAUUGUUUGCGGGUGCUUGUAGCAUGGCCAUAGGAGAGUUUGUUUCUGUGUACUCUCAACUAGAUAUAGAGUUGGCUCAAAUUAAGAGAGAGACCAAAACAAGAGGACAGAAUCAUGAACAGAAAGAAGAAGAAGACCAGGAGGGACUCCCAAAUCCAUUUCUGGCAGCCGUAGCUUCAGCUGUUGCAUUUUCAUUAGGUGGCAUAAUACCAAUUCUUGCUGCUGGAUUUAUAUCUAAUCAUAAGGUGAGGAUGGGAGUGGUGGUGGCAGCAGUGAGCUUAGCAUUGUUUGUAUUUGGAGGGAUUGGUGCUGUUCUUGGGAAAAGUCCUGCUGUAAGGUCUUGCGCCAGAGUUUUAAUCGGUGGCUGGAUGGCUAUGGGCAUUACCUUCGGACUUACAAAGCUGAUAGGCUCUGCUGGAAUGGAGAUGUGAUUGGAAUGUUAUGUUUCUGUGUCCCUAUUUCCAGUCCAGAAUCAUUUUUUUUAACAAAUGUCUGCUGUUUUCCUUACUUCCAGGAUAAGAAUAGAAUAAAUGGAAGAUAUCUCUUUCUGUAAUUGUUCUGUUAUGAAUGAAUGAUCAGAUGCGUUUUCUGAAA